This is a messenger RNA of Botrytis sinoallii, 276 nucleotides long. RefSeq lists its product as uncharacterized. The record is from RefSeq and is a predicted model, not a curated record. The coding region runs from base 1 to 276 and encodes 91 amino acids. The transcript is spliced from 2 exons. NCBI's taxonomy places the organism in Eukaryota, Fungi, Ascomycota, Leotiomycetes, Helotiales, Sclerotiniaceae.
AUGCUUUCUUCAAAGGCUUUUCUAAGCUGUAUCGCUCUUGAACGAGCCAUCAGCGUUGGAAUUAUAGAAAACGAAGCCAUCGUGGAAGGCUUUAACGAAGACCUCACGCACAAGACGGGUCGACGCUCGGGUGUCUACGCGAGUAUCACCGGAAAUGAAACCAUCGUAGAAGGAUUCACCGAAGAUCUCAUACGCAAGCAGGGGCAGCAUGUGAGUCUGAUUGGGAAUGAAGCGAUUGUUGAGGGAUUUAAUGAAGACUUGAUUCGAAAAGAAUGA